AUGGCUCUCCAACCCCCAGCCGAGCCAAUCGAGAACCUGAAGGACCCCGGUGCACACGAGCUGCCUGGUGUCCCGAAGAUUACAGAACCUGAAGAGUCCGACGACCACUUCUCUGAUGCUUCAGAAGGCACUCCUUCAUACCCUCCUGCCUUCACUGGCCGCAACCGCGCCUUGUCCAUUCCUGUUACUCGUGUCGAGAAAGUAGACGAUGAACCCAGACAUGGCGAAGUUCCUGGAACCCAAGCCUACAACAUCAGAUCACAGGAUGCCGUGCCUGACGAGAUUGAGAUUGUCCCCGAUGGCACCAGAAGUCGUAGCACCUCGCAUGUGAGCGAGUCGGACAGACCCGUCACUCCUGGUGGCACUCCGGUUCCUCAUCUCGUUGUAGAGAAGGUCGAUCCAAGCGCUCCUAGCCAUGGCGAUGUCCCCGGCACCGACGCAUACGAGAUGCGAAGUGCUGAUGCUAAGCCUGACGAGGUCGUCCAGGCCCCUGCUUCAUCCAGCGCCCCCCUUGAGCCAUCACCAACUCCCAAUGACAGAUCUCGAUCCCCAAGCCCACCGUUCGACCAAGAAGUAGCCGACGUCCUGAUUCCCUCUGAGAAGCUCCAUUCACAGACAUCACAAGAGACCUCCCAAUCAGAACUUCCACUCCACCCCAAGAUCGACACUACCACCGCACAAGCAAUAGAGGAAAACGAAGACGACUUUGAUGAUUUUGACCAAGUGCAAACACAAAACAACCACCAAGCCGACAAUGCCGAUGACGCUUUCGGUGACGACUUUGACGAUUUUGAAGAAGGCGAACAGGCUGAUGGGGAUGAGGAUGAUGAUUUUGGCGACUUUGACGAUGGCUUCCAACAAGCACAAGAGACCCCUGUUGCCGCACCUCCUCCUCAGCCUGUACAGCAACCCCUAGCACACCUUCCCAAUCUCAACUUCGACGACCUGCAGACCUCGGACGAUAUACUGGAAGCAAUGUCUCCUUACAUGUCCGAACUGUUCCCCGAGCUCUACGACCCAGAAGCUUCUUCGACAGACAAAUCAGCAACAUUACCUACCGACCCUAUCCUCACCGACCGCAGUGCAUCCCUCUGGUCCCAGCUUGUUGCACCCCCUCCAUUGCAGCCACCCAACUGGAUUCGCAGUCGUAUCCGCCGCCUGUUUUUGGUCUCGCUCGGUGUGCCUGUCGACCUAGACGAGAUUCUGCCAGCCAGCAAGCAGAAGAAACUUGUCCUGCCCAACAUCCAUCUACCAGAACAGAAGAAAGAAGAAGAAAAGGCGAAACAGAACGGAGGCAGCACUGGAGGAAGAAAAGGUCCCGCACCUCCACCAGAGUUCAAUGCAAACGAAGCAGUCAUGCUCGCCAAAACGACAGACACCGCCAUCGAGGCAUACUCAGAUGAUGAGCUCAAGGCACAUGUGCAAAGACUGGAAGAGCUCAUCAAGGAUGCGAGCACCGUGCUCGAGUACUGGGUCAAGAGGAAAGAAAGCGCCGUGGGUGACAAAGAGGCGUUCGAAGGUGUCAUUGAAAACCUUGUCGGUUUCGUCAAGAGCAGACGCUGA
Molecule: messenger RNA, 1563 nt
Organism: Aureobasidium subglaciale EXF-2481
Lineage: Eukaryota; Fungi; Ascomycota; Dothideomycetes; Dothideales; Saccotheciaceae
Exons: 4
Coding region: 1-1563 (520 amino acids)
Source: RefSeq, a predicted model, not a curated record